GUUGCAGUGCACCUGAGAUACUUAAGUCCAUGUGAUCCGUAAUUCCUCUCACGUUUUCUCUUUUCACAUCCAAAAAGGAACGUGAGAAAAUUCCGAUGCACCCGUGUGCAAAUUAAAUACACUCCAAAUUAGCGCCUCAAAAUAUCCCGAUCUUAAAAUCACCCGACUUAACCCGACCCGACGGACCCAAGUGACCAACAUUAACACUCUCCGGCACCAGUGACCAGGAAGUCUUUUCUUUCUAUUUGAAGCAAUCGUUUCCAAUUUCCAAAAUCCAACCAUCAAACAGGGGGAAAAAAGGGGGGCAAAUUAACAAGAAAUGUAUACACUUGUUCUCUCAUACAAGAACUUGAUCUUCCAAAUCAUCCUCUCACUUUCACUCUCAAUCAUCCUCUACUUCAUCUCUCUCCCAUCUCUAAUUCUUCAAGGUCUCAACACUUACAUCCACCCAGAUGAUGUUAACCCCACUAAACAAACCCAAUCAUCUGGGCCCAAAGUCGCCAUUAGAAGACCUUCUGAUCAGAAUGUUAAUGGGUCAUCUGAGCUAAGGAACAGGAAGAAACCCCGGGAGAAAUUGUUCGAGUUUGAUGAGACUAAAGCUCAGAUCUUUCGAUUGAGAUUAGGUGAUGCUCAAAUUUGUUCACGCCUUUACUUUGAUAGUUUUAGAAGUUGUUUAAAUUGCUUUGUUGUUGCCUUUUCUUGCUUUUUGUUGCAUAAGUAUUUGAUUUUGAAUGUGGGUGAAAGUGAAAAUGAAAAUGAUAAUGGUAAUGACAAUGUUGAUUAUGAUUAUACGACUUCUGGGGUUUUGAAGAAUGGAUCUUUAGUUCCAAUUGUGAUUGGGAUUUUAGGGUUUUUUAGGGUUUUGAUUUCAUUGUUUCGUGUUUCCAUUGAAAGAUCUGCGUUUAAGAGGUCUGAAAGGGGGUUAGGGUUAGUGAUUGGAGUAUUGGGGUUUUUUGCAUCUCUUGUGAUCUGCGUUGGGGUAUAUCCUUGGUUGUUUGACUUUGAAUUUAGCUCAAUUGAUGGAUUUGGGAAGUUAUUUGUUGCCCUCCUUUCGGGCUCUAUCACCGGGUUUUUGUACUUGGCGGCGGGUAAGAAUGCUCGGGCCUUUUGGCUAGGAACGGAUCAAAUAAGAUGCAAUUUGCCUAUAAUUUCAUGUGGAUGGUUUGCUCAAGUUAUCUUCUAUGCAAACUAUUUGCUAUUGGGAUUCACUUCCUUGCUUUGGAUCAACCCGUUGGGCGAACUUCUUGUUAACAAAAACAUUGAUGGUGGUAGAAAUGGGGUGAGUUUGAGUUUGGUUGGCAAUGUGGGUAUGGCUGAAGCCGACUUUGUUAAAUUUAGGCUAUUGUGUUUGCUUCUUUCGGGGGUGUUGCAAGUUAUUGCAUUGCGUUGGUACGUGCAAACUUUCUUGAACGAGGCAGUGUUAUCGUGGUACCAAAGGUUGCACGCGAGUGUGGUUCCUGAUAUGGAAUAUAGUAGGGCAAAGGUUUUCCUACACAAUCAUUAUUUGUGCCUCGCGGUUAUACAAUUUUUUGCACCGGCAGCGUUGGUGCUUCUUUCAUUGGGAUUGUCUCAAGUUGAUGAGGGUUUAUUUGAGAACUUUGAAGUGGCAUGUGUUUUGCUACCAUGCUCGGCUUUUGUUAAAGAGGUUGCCCUCUUCUUGGCUUGGUGGGUUUCUUUUGUAUGGUUUGUUUUCACCUCAACGUACCUUGCUUUCUAUAGGCGUGGGAUUUUGUACAUUUCUUGAUGCGUUCCUUGAUUCGUCAAGGGUGGCAUUGAUUUUCUUGACCAGUUUUGGUAGGAAGAGUUCUUUCACUGUAACAAUACACGCUAGGUGCUCUUAUAUUAAUGAAAUCGGUUUUUGGAUUA
Messenger RNA from Spinacia oleracea (spinach), 1866 nucleotides. RefSeq lists its product as uncharacterized. The transcript has a single exon. NCBI's taxonomy places the organism in Eukaryota, Viridiplantae, Streptophyta, Magnoliopsida, Caryophyllales, Amaranthaceae. The coding region runs from base 320 to 1744 and encodes 474 amino acids. The record is from RefSeq and is a predicted model, not a curated record.